Trachemys scripta elegans is the source of this 1312-nucleotide messenger RNA. RefSeq names its product LIM homeobox 4 (gene LHX4). Bases 1 to 1173 code for a protein of 390 amino acids. Gene Ontology annotation, molecular function: DNA-binding transcription factor activity, RNA polymerase II-specific; RNA polymerase II transcription regulatory region sequence-specific DNA binding. The record is from RefSeq and is a predicted model, not a curated record. The transcript is spliced from 6 exons. Lineage: Eukaryota; Metazoa; Chordata; Testudines; Emydidae. Gene Ontology annotation, cellular component: nucleus. Gene Ontology annotation, biological process: regulation of transcription by RNA polymerase II; neuron differentiation.
AUGAUGCAAAGCUCAGCACUCACUACAGAAGGUUCUGUCAAGGGGCUUCCAGAGAUUCUUGGUGUACCAAUGCAACAGAUUCCCCAGUGCGCUGGCUGCAACCAGCACAUCCUGGAUAAGUUCAUCCUGAAAGUCCUCGACAGGCACUGGCACAGCUCCUGCCUCAAGUGCGCAGACUGCCAGAUGCAGCUAGUGGACAGGUGCUUCUCCAGAGCCGGGAGCGUCUACUGUAAGGAAGACUUCUUCAAGCGUUUUGGUACGAAAUGCACGGCCUGUCAGCAAGGAAUCCCCCCUACCCAGGUGGUACGGAAAGCCCAGGACUUUGUCUAUCACCUGCACUGCUUUGCCUGUAUCAUCUGCAACCGCCAGCUGGCCACAGGCGAUGAAUUCUACCUCAUGGAAGAUGGGCGCCUGGUGUGCAAGGAGGACUACGAGACAGCCAAGCAGAACGAUGAUUCAGAAGCUGGAGCCAAGAGGCCACGAACCACCAUCACAGCCAAACAGUUGGAAACGUUAAAAAAUGCCUAUAAAAACUCCCCCAAACCCGCCAGGCACGUGCGGGAGCAGCUGUCCUCGGAGACAGGGCUGGACAUGAGAGUGGUGCAGGUCUGGUUUCAAAACAGGCGGGCCAAAGAAAAACGGCUCAAGAAGGAUGCUGGGCGGCACCGCUGGGGCCAGUUCUACAAGAGCGUGAAGAGGACCCGCGGGGGCAGCAAACACGAGAAGGAGAGCUCUGCGGAGGACUGUGGGGUUAGUGACAGUGAGCUGAGCUUCCGAGAAGAUCAGAUCCUCUCUGAGCUUGGCCACACCAAUAGAAUUUACAGCAAUGUUGGGGAUGUUGCUAGUGGACAGUUAAUGAACGGAAGCUUCUCCAUGGAUGGGACAGGACAAUCUUACCAGGACUUGAGGGAUGGAAGCCCCUAUGGAAUUCCUCAGUCUCCAUCUUCCAUAUCGUCCCUUCCUGCCCAUACUCCAUUGCUCAAUGGUCUGGAUUACACAAUGGACACUAAUUUGGGAAUUAUAGCACAUGGAGGGCAGGGGGUGAGCCAGACACUCAGAGCAAUGGCUGGGGGACCAACCUCUGAUAUUUCUACAGGAAGCAGUGUAGGCUAUCCAGACUUUCCAACAAGUCCUGCUUCUUGGCUUGAUGAAAUGGAUCAUCCUCCUUUUUAAAUAUCUCCUGCUUCCCACCCCGUCCCACUCAUUCUUUUGGCCUGAAAGUGUGCUCAAACUAGCAAAAGAGACAACAAGCGACCUUCAAGAAUCCCAGACAUAUUGCACAGGAAAAUUUCCAUUAUUUUCAAUGGGAAUC